This is a messenger RNA of Columba livia (rock pigeon), 2002 nucleotides long. RefSeq names its product solute carrier family 35 member E1 (gene SLC35E1). Bases 52 to 1263 code for a protein of 403 amino acids. Gene Ontology annotation, cellular component: Golgi apparatus. The record is from RefSeq and is a predicted model, not a curated record. Gene Ontology annotation, molecular function: antiporter activity. NCBI's taxonomy places the organism in Eukaryota, Metazoa, Chordata, Aves, Columbiformes, Columbidae. The transcript is spliced from 7 exons.
ACGCGUUGGCGGCCGUGACGUCUCCGCGGCGGCCGGGGGGUUGCAGGAGCCAUGGCGGCCCCGCUGGCGGCGGCGGGCGGCGGGGGGACAGCGGCGGCGGCGGCGGCGGCGGGGAGGGGCGGCCGCGGGCCGGCGCUGCGGGAGGGGGCGCGGGUGUCGGCGCUGUGCCUGGCCUGGUACGGGCUGAGCGCCGGCGGGAACGUGGUGAACAAGCUGCUGCUCGGCAGCUUCCCGCGGCCCGUCACCGUGUCGCUGUUCCACAUCCUGGGGCUGUGCGGGCUCCUGCCGCCGCUGCUGCGCGCCUGGCGGGUGCCGCCCGCCGGCCCGGCCCAGCUGCCGCCCCGCGCCUACCCCCGCUACAUCCUCCCGCUCGCCUUCGGCAAGUACUUCGCCUCCGUGUCCGCGCACGUCUCGCUCUGGCGGGUCCCGGUCUCCUACGCGCACACAGUCAAAGCGACGAUGCCGAUAUGGGUGGUUCUUCUUUCGCGGAUCAUUAUGAAGGAAAAGCAGACGACAAAGGUGUACUUGUCUCUGAUCCCCAUCAUAACCGGUGUCCUGUUGGCCACCGUCACGGAGCUUUCCUUUGACAUGUGGGGACUCAUCAGUGCACUUGCUGCUACUCUGUGUUUUUCACUUCAGAACAUCUUCUCAAAGAAGGUGUUACGAGAUUCCCGAAUACAUCAUCUUCGGUUGCUGAACAUACUCGGGUGCCAUGCCGUGUUCUUCAUGAUUCCCACGUGGGUGCUGGUAGAUCUUUCUUCCUUCUUAGUAGAGAACGACUUGAGCACGAUGUCUCAUUGGCCCUGGACCUUGAUGCUGCUUAUAAUCAGUGGAUUCUGUAAUUUUGCCCAGAAUGUCAUUGCCUUCAGUAUUCUUAACCUGAUCAGCCCACUAAGUUACUCUGUCGCAAAUGCCACAAAAAGAAUCAUGGUCAUCACAGUGUCCCUUAUAAUGCUUCGCAAUCCGGUUACGAGCACCAACGUCCUGGGCAUGAUGACAGCUAUUCUAGGGGUCUUCUUAUAUAACAAGACAAAAUAUGAUGCAAACCAAGAAGCAAAGAAGCAGCUACUUCCAGUUACAACUGCAGACCUUGUGAAUUUGGACCGGCAUCGAAACACUCCUGAAAAGUCUCCGAACGGACUGACGGCAUUUGCACAGCAUGGAGACUAUCAAUACGGUCGAACAAAUAUCUUAACAGACCACUUCCAAUAUAAUCGGCAAAACUACCCAACUACCUACAACUUAAAUCGUUUUGAUAUAUAGAAUCCUGGCAAACAGGUUUUGCAGAAGGGGAGAUGCAUGUGUAGGGAAAGCGGUACCGACCUUCACCUUCUGCUCAGCACACCUUGAAACGUGAAACAGCCCAGAUCUGGCACUGGAACCAAACGCGGAGUGUAGCUCUUGUACAGAGAUUCUGGAGAAAUGCACGUGCAGAAGUUCAGAGUAAAAUCUCUGCUGUCACUCCUUUUCAGAGUCUGUCAACUGAUUCUUCUUUUGGCAGCUGAAUUCUGGCCAGUAUUUUGUUUCCACGCUGGUAACAUCACCUUUAAUUUGUUCUCUGAUACGUUUUAAUGAUACUUUCUUUUAAUGAAACUUUCAGAAAGCAGUGAAAGCAAGGCGUGCUUCUGGUUGUCAGGAUUUGUCCAUCUGAGGAGGUUUGACUUUAUCUGUCAGUUGCAGACAGGCGAGCUGAAUUCAUCUCGAGCAACUGCGAAACUUCCUGUGGGUAUUUGUGACUUUGUGCCUACGCCAUCAGUUUUCGAUGACAAACCAGAAGCGUUUCUGAAAGAGCAGACGGUAGAAAGAUCGAUCUCUUCCAGAAGCCUCCUCCAGGCCUAGAGAAACACAGUUCUCUAAAAUCACUGUUGUCCCAGUCACUGUAGAUAACAAACUGCGCUGAAGACCGUAAUUGUUUUCUGAGUAAUGCAGUCCUGUAACUCCAGACAUUGCUCUUCUCGGCAAUACAGAAAACACCUUCACAAAUAAAGUGUUUGGAAUAAUA